CCGUCAUACUUGGUCAUACUGCUUUGAACGCAUUUGAACGGUGCAACGUUCGACCAGUAAUUUCUUUGUUUCUCUACAUAAUAGACAAAUUACGCAAUUUUGAUACUCGUGACCGCAAAUUAAUCAGUCGUAUUUGCGUCAUUAUCCUAGAAAUUUGACGUCUAAAUUGUAUUCAUUUCCAGUUGUUUCCAGCAGAAAGUUAUUCCGUUCUAGUCGAAAUAUGAAUUCACCUUGUAUUUUAUGGAAAGGAUCCUAUGAACACAUGUAAAAAGUAUUAUCUGUUGUGUAAAUAUAAUUGUUUGCAACAAGUUGCUCAAGAUGACAAGUAACAUUCUGAAUCCUUGUAAUAAUACAAAUGUCACACUUGGAAUAGAUGAAGCCUGUCUUAAUAUUUUAAAUUUGUAUUAUUAUCCUGUCAUCUGUUAUUCCAUAGCAUGGGAUGCAUACUGGGGUACUGGUAUGCGAAUGGCCAGUUUAGCACCUUCAACUGAAAUAAAUCUGGUAAUAUCCACAAAAUACCCAUUGCACAUUUACUAUGCAGCAAUUGAAUCUGCUAGAGUCUAUGAAUAUUGUCACACCACAUAUACCUUCAAAGAACAUGGUAGUUAUAGAUGGAAACUAGUAGGACCUCAAUGUCCUGAGAUUGAGAUUAAACGUGAACCAUCAGAAAGCUAUUUGCCAAUUUUUGCAGCAUUUAUGGUAUAUACUUUAUUAGCAAUUAUAUGGACAACAUCAAAGGUGAUUAUAAGAGUAAUAAGAGGCAGAUUAUCACCUGAAAAUGUACAAGAUGAUUUGGUUAGACUUCAGGAAGCAGAAAGCACAACUCAUCCAGUAAUUAGAACUACAAAAGCUAGUACUAGAAUAAGAUCAGUGGAUACGUUCAGGGGAAUUUGUAUACUGUUAAUGAUAUUUGUCAACAAUGGCGGUGGAAAAUAUGUUUUCUUUAAUCAUAGUACAUGGUUUGGACUUACUGUAGCAGAUUUAGUACUUCCCUGGUUUGCAUGGAUUAUGGGUCUGACAAUAACAAUAUCAAAGCGUGCCGAGCUCCGUGUAACAGCUUCGCGCCUAAAAAUAACAUUACGUUGUGUUCGACGAUCGCUAAUAUUAAUAUUCCUUGGACUGAUAUUAAAUUCAACGAAUUUAAUUCAAAAAAUUCAAUUAAAAUCUUUGAGCGAUCUUCGUUUUCCUGGAGUACUUCAAUUACUAGCUGUAUCCUACUUCGUAUGCUCCACGCUGGAAACAAUUUUCAUGAAACCUCAUUCACAAGAUACCUUACUCCAGUUUGGACGUUUCGCUUCGUUCCGAGAUAUCUUGGAUAGUUGGCCCCAGUGGUUGAUUAUGGCCGGCAUUGUAACUACCCAUACUCUUAUUACGUUCCUUCUGCCUGUACCUGGUUGUCCAAAAGGCUACUUUGGACCUGGAGGAAAGUAUGAUCAUCGAGGAAAAUACGUGAAUUGUACCGCUGGUGCAGCUGGUUACAUAGAUAGGACUAUUUUUGGAAAUCAUACGUACUCCAAGACAAUGGAUCCUAUGUAUGGCCAAAUUUCACGUUACGAUCCUGAAGGAUUAAUGAAUACUAUAUCAGCAAUAUUUAUUGUUUAUCUGGGUGUUCAUGCUGGUAAGAUUUUAUUAAUGUAUUAUCAGUAUAAUGGUAGAGUGAUUAGAUGGUUUCUAUGGGCAGUAUUAACGGGUAUUAUUGCUGGAAUCUUAUGUGGUUUUUCCAAGUUUAAUGGAGUAAUUCCAGUUAGCAAAAAAAUGAUGACCUUGUCGUUCGAUUUGACCUGUUCCAGUUUUGCUUUCUUAUUAUAUGCAAUUUUGUACACUCUUGUUGAUUACAAACAAGUUUGGGGUGGAGCUCCAUUUAUUUAUGCGGGAACAAACCCAAUUUUUCUUUAUGUGGGUCACAUUUUAACAAAAGAUUUGUUCCCAUGGUCAUGGCCCAUCCCAUGGCCUUCACACGCAUCUCUUCUUGCUAUGAAUUUAUGGACGACAACUGUGUGGGCAAUAGUCGGGUAUCUUCUUUAUCGAAAGGACAUUAUUAUGACUAUAUAAAAACAUAAGUGUGAGCCGUUUCAACGAGUACUCAUUCAAUGUGUACUUCUUUUCUAAGGCAUGUGCCCUCAUACUUUUAUUGAAAAGAUCACUUCCAGUGAAAUACAAUACAGCACAAUAAUACUGAUCAUAAGGUGCCAGCCUAAUAUCAAGUCUUCUAUAUGGCUUACUGUCAUUAUUUGGAAGAUGACAGACACCCUAAGAAUGAAAUAAUUUUAAAAUACAAUUGUUUCAAUUAAAAAAAUUUUUUAUAAUGUUGAUGUACCAUAAACUUGGUUGGCCCAAAGGAUAUUGUAUCUGUGAUUAAUUUCUUUUUUUCAAGACAUUCUACAACAUCUUUCAAAAGUGAAAUCUUUUUCUUUGAUUCUUUUUCUUUAGAAGUGUAUGUUGGAUGCGUUAAUAAAACAUCAAUAUCUCCACUUUCCUCUUUACCACGUCUGUAGCUUCCACAAAUGGUUACAAUAUAUUGACUACCCAGUUCUGUAAUAGCAUCUUUCAUAUUUUUUUCAACUUGUUCAAUCUCCUCUCUAGGAAUUUUUUUCUCAAAAUCUUCAAAAUAUCUGAGACAAAAAUGUUUCUAUAGAGAGAAUCCAUUUUUUAUGAUUACUUCAUUUUGUUUUUUUGCCAUACUUAAGGCCAAUCUUCUGAUGAUGAUUCAAUUUAUCCUGAUGUUUCUUUAAAUCAUUCAAACUUUUAAUACCAGCAUCCACUAACUCUUUUGCUUUUGCAGGUCCAAUACCGGAUACACGAGUUAACAAAUUAAUUGCAACAUUACUUUCAUCCUUAUUGAUCUAAACAAAUGGAAGAGUCAAGAACAUAUUUUGUUAUGAAAUGGAUUAAAAUACAUACAUCUUCCAA
Molecule: messenger RNA, 2910 nt
Organism: Osmia lignaria (orchard mason bee)
Lineage: Eukaryota; Metazoa; Arthropoda; Insecta; Hymenoptera; Megachilidae
Product: heparan-alpha-glucosaminide N-acetyltransferase
Source: RefSeq, a predicted model, not a curated record